Molecule: messenger RNA, 2475 nt
Organism: Sorex fumeus (smoky shrew)
Lineage: Eukaryota; Metazoa; Chordata; Mammalia; Eulipotyphla; Soricidae
Gene: CDCP1
Product: CUB domain containing protein 1
Exons: 9
Coding region: 1-2475 (824 amino acids)
Source: RefSeq, a predicted model, not a curated record
AUGGCCAAAGGCAACACAACUGAUGAACUGAUUCGCACAAUUGAGUAUGUGUGUGAAGCCGUUGAGAUUUCCCUGCCACCUGCUAGCGGCAUCAUGGUUCUCAUCAAGCCCGGGACCACACCGCUGCCACUGAAACCCUGUUACAUCCUCAUGCUCAGAAGGCAAAUCAGCAUGUUGACCAUCAAACCCGGCGAGAGAGUUGUCUUUUCCUUUAGCUGCCCAGACCCCAAGAAUCACUUUGUCAUCGACAUCCAGAAGAAUAUCGAUUGCAUGUCAGGCCCAUGUCCUUUUGGGGAAGUGCAGCUUCAACCCCCCACCUCGACCCUGCCCACCCUCAACAGAACGUUCAUCUGGGACGUGAAAGCUCAUAAGAGGAUCGGCCUGGAGCUACAGUUCUCCCUUCCUCGCCUGCGGCAGAUCGGACCUGGGGAAAGGUGUCCGGACGGAGUCACCCAUUCCAUCAGCGGUCGCAUCGAUGCCACUGCCGUCAGCAUCGGGACCUUCUGCAGCAACGGCACCGUGUCCCGGAUCAAGAUGCAAGAGGGGGUGAAGAUGGCUCUACACCUACCCUGGUUCGUCGACAGAAACGUCUCUGGCUUCAGCAUCGCCAACCGGUCGUCGAUAAAACGACUUUGCAUCAUUGAAUCGGUGUUUGAGGGUGAAGGCUCAGCAACACUGAUGUCCGCCAACUACCCAGAGGGCUUCCCCGAGGACGAGCUCAUGACCUGGCAGUUCAUCAUCCCUGCUCACCUCCGGGCCAGCGUCUCCUUCCUCCAGUUCAAUGUCUCUAACUGCGAGAAGAAGGAGGAGCGGGUGGAGUACUACAUCCCCGGCUCUACCACCAACCCGGAAGUGUUCAAGCUGCAGGACAAACAACCCGGGAACAUGGCAGGGAACUUCAACCUCUCUCUGCAGGGCUGUGACCAGGAUGCCCAGAACCCAGGGAUCCUCCGGCUUCAAUUCCAGGUUUUGGUCCAACACCCACAAAAUGAAAGCAAUAAGACCUACCUGGUCGACCUGAGCAACGAGCGAACCAUGUCGGUCACCAUCGAGCCGCGGCCCAUCAGACUGAGCCGCAAGUUUGUCCCUGGCUGCUUCGUGUGUCUGGAGUCCCGGACCUGCGGCACCAACAUCACCCUGACCCCAGGCUCUAAACACAAGAUCUCCUUCUUGUGCGAUAACCUGACCCGCCUGUGGAUGAAUGCCGAGAAGACCCUAAGCUGCUUGGACCACCGGUACUGCUCCAGGAAGUCCUACUCACUCCAGGUGCCUUGGGACAUUCUCCAGCUGCCUGUACAGCUGCAUGACUUCUCCUGGAAGCUGCAGGUGCCUGAGGACAAGCUCAGCCUGGCACUGGUACCGACCCAGAAGCUACAGCAGUACACGCAUGAGCGGCCCUGCAACACUAGCUUCAGCUACUUCGUCACUAGUACCGCCCCUGGUCAGAAUCUGCAUUUUGGUUCCUUCUGCUCCGGAGGCUCCAUCGAGCAGAUCCAGGUGAAGCAGAACAUCUCCGUGACCUUCCGCACCUUUGCCCCCACCUUCCAGCAAGAGGCGCUUAGGCAGAGCCUGACCGUGUCCUUUAUCCCAUACCUCAAAGAUGAGGGUGUUAUCACGGUGACCCCAGACACGAAAAGCAAGGUCUACCUGAGGACCCCUAACUGGGACCGGGGCAUGCCGCCCCUAACCUCAGUGUCCUGGAACAUCAGCGUGCCCCGGGACCAGAUGGCGUGCCUGACUUUCCUCAAGGAGCGGAGCGGAGUGGUGUGCCAGACAGGGCGCACCUUCAUGAUCAUCCAGGAGCAGCAGACCCAUGUUGAGGAGAUCUUCAACCUAGAGGUGGACGCGUUCCCCAAGCCUAGCUGCUACCAUCGCAGCUUCUGGGUCAACAUCUCCAACUGCAGCCCUGUGAGCGGCAAACAGCUGGACCUGCACUUCUGGGUGACGCUCACCCCGAGAACCAUGAACCUGAUGAUUGUCAUCUUCACUGUGGUGGGAAGUGGCGCCUUAUUGCUGUUAACCCUUGGACUCGUCAUUUGCUGUGUGAAAAAGAACAGGAAAAAGAAGAUACACAAGGGUCCAGCUGUUGGGGUCUACAACGGCCACGUCAAUACCCAGAUGCCAAUGCAGCCCAAAAAGUUUCCAAAAGGGCGGAAGGACAACGACUCCCACGUGUACGCGGUCAUCGAGGACACCAUGGUGUAUGGGCACCUGCUCCAGGAGUCCAACGGCUCCUUCCGCCAGGCAGAGGUGGACACCUACCAGCCCUUCCAGGGCCCCAUGGGAAGCUGCCCUCCCUCCCCACCCCCCUCAGUCUCCAGGGCCCCGACGAAAAAGUUGACCCCAGAUGAGCUAUCCCCUGAGUCUGAGAGCGAACCUUAUACCUUCUCCCACCCCAACAAUGUGGAGGCAAACACGGGGACCACAAACAUUCCCUUGCUGGAUACCCAGGGGCCCGAGGAGCCCACACGAUAA